Angiostrongylus costaricensis is the source of this 2028-nucleotide messenger RNA. The record is from the annotation of a GenBank genome assembly. Lineage: Eukaryota; Metazoa; Nematoda; Chromadorea; Rhabditida; Metastrongylidae.
AUGAUUGCUCAACGGAAUCGUGAAUGCGGCCAGAUUAACUCUUCUGGUACUCCUCCUCAGCAACAUACGCCGAUGAGUCCACAAGUGAAUGUCCCUUCGCCACAUUUUGAGCCAUAUCGAGUACCUGCAUCAUUGCACAGUGUUCAAGCAGCAAACUGUCAACCAUCCGGAGAAUAUCAGUUGCGAAAAGUUAGCAGUGAACCGAAUUUGAAAAUGCGAAUCCGUGCAAAGUUGCUUAGCAAAGGUUCGAGUCCUGUUCAAAAUCAGAACAGUGCAAACUUCACGCAUCCUCAGUUGAAACGAAGUGAGAGCGAAACGUCAGGAAACGGUGCUGGAGGUGGAAACCUGGAUAUGGACACUCUGCUAUCAAAUGCCGCUACGACGUUCCCUCCUCAUCUUAUCAUGCCCUCUCCUAGUCUACCAAAUCUUUCUGCCUCUAGCCUUGCACAACCUCCACAGCUGCCUAUCGACAUGGCAUCCUUAAUGGCGGCUGCACAACUGACACCAUUCCUAAGCUUGCCAAGUCUCCUUAAGACUCAAAUAGGACUUGGGAGUGGUUUGCUAGAUGAGGACGUAACGAACCGAGCAAAACUAACUCCAGGCGUAACCAGUCUUAGCGCACUUUCACAGCAAUUGCCUGUUGGUGGAUAUCCUUCACUGCUUAAGCAGCAGCUUAGGGAACUAGUUCUUAGGAGGAAAAGUCUUGUCCGCGAGGAACCAGAGGAUGACGACUCGCUCAGUGCUCAAGGCGUUUCUUCUUCUGGGCAACUACCAACAUCUCUUGGAAUGAGUGAGAUGUCUAGUGGCAAAGCCACUGGUCUCGCGUAUGACUCUAGUAUGGCUCGACAUGAGUGCGUGUGUGGUGAAAGCAGUUCACAUGUGGAACAUGGUGGACGAGUGCAAAGUAUUUGGGCACGAUUGUUGGAGCGAGGAUUAGUGCAGAGAUGCGAGAGAAUAGCAGCGAAAAAAGCUUCGCUCGAACAUCUUCGAAUGGUUCAUUCACCAACUUAUGUGACUUUUUUUGCCGUUUCACCAACGGCGUGCCUGAAAAUGGAAGCAUCACAACUGCCCCUCAAAAGUUUUGUUCAGUUGCCAUGUGGUGGAAUUGGAAUCGACUCUGAUACGUAUUUCAAUGAUGCGACUACCCAGACAGCUGCACGAGUUGCAGCUGGUUCACUAAUCGAAUUAGCUUCUCAGGUAGCAGAGAAUCGUUUACGAAAUGGUUUCGCUUGUAUCCGACCACCUGGUCAUCACUCUGAGAGGGAUCAGGCAAUGGGAUUCUGCUUCUUCAAUAAUGUGGCUAUCACGGCACGUUACCUACAGAAUAAAUACCCACAACAAUGUGCAAGAAUCGCCAUUAUUGAUUGGGAUGUGCACCAUGGCAACGGAACUCAACUUUGCUUUGAGGAAGAUCCUAGUGUUUUAUAUUUGUCUCUACAUCGUCACGAUAAUGGCAAUUUUUUUCCUGGAACUGGCGCAGUAACAGAAGUCGGCCGGGGCGCUGGAAAGGGCUACUCUGUAAAUGUGCCAUUCUCUGGUGGGGUGAUGGGAGACGCGGAUUAUCUAGCCGCUUGGCGAGUUAUUGUCCAACCAGUUUUGGAGCAGUUCCAGCCGACUUUCAUUCUCGUUUCUGCUGGUUUUGAUGCCUGCAGGGGUCAUCCGAGCACUCUAGGCGGAUAUAAAAUUUCGGCCGAGAUGUUUGGUUUCAUGACUCGUCAACUUAUGGCGUACGCCGGCGGACGAGUGGUACUAGCUCUGGAAGGUGGCUACGAUCUAGCUAGUAUUUCAGAUGCUGCCGAAGAAUGUGUCAAGGUACUUUGUGGAGAUGAUGAUAAAGCGGGUAUUCUGAAGAACGAAGCAUUAGAAGGCAUUCCGUGUCUUAGUGCUCAAGAAACAAUACAGAAGGUAAUUGCUAUUCAUAAAGGAUAUUGGCCAAAUCUAACAGCUGAACAGGGUUUGUCAGUCAGCGAACUUCAUUGGCAAACUGUUGGUAGACAAUUUCAGAAGCUCACUAUGGGAACUGUUUAG